This is a messenger RNA of Amphibalanus amphitrite, 2559 nucleotides long. RefSeq names its product heparan-alpha-glucosaminide N-acetyltransferase-like. Lineage: Eukaryota; Metazoa; Arthropoda; Thecostraca; Balanomorpha; Balanidae. The transcript has 7 exons. The record is from RefSeq and is a predicted model, not a curated record. The coding region runs from base 714 to 1364 and encodes 216 amino acids.
AAAUAUUCUUUGAAUUGCAGAAAUAAAAUACCACGCAUUUACAUUUUUAUGUCAAAUAAUGCUGCAAUUUUAUUUAAAUGAAAGACACAUCGGUUCGCUGAUUUAAAUCAGGGAUCGAAUCUCAAGAUAUCGUGCCGUAAUAAACACUUUCCUCUCAACAAAUGGAUGGAAAAUGGUAAAAAUGAUCUCAAAAAUGCACAUAAGCUUCAUGCUGCAUGAGAAGGUCCCCUUUCCUCUUCCUCCAACACGCAGACAGUCAAACCGACGGGCCCGUCACCGUCAAAAGUUGAACAUUGCUGAACUUUCCAAAGCGACGGCCGUCAGGUCCGGCGCCGGCGCAGUCAGCUGUUGCCGGCCGUCAAACGCUGCCGGUUCACACAUGCCCGUCGACCUGACGGCCGUCGCUCCGUCGGUUUCGGCCGUUUUGACGGUGUCGGGCCCGUCACCGGCAGACCUUACGGGCAAGUGUGAACUGCGUUUUAGUGUUGUGGCGGCGAACCGGUUUUACCUAGUUCUCUAUAUACCGUGAUGGCGCGGGUUCGUGUGCUCUGAGGGAGUCGGUUUUGCAUCGAUUUUUCUGGUGUUUCAAGGUCGGAGCCCGCUGCUCCGGCUGACUGCCGGCUGACUGCCGCCUGACCCGCCGGAGCGGCCUCGCCCCAGCAGCGCUGUCCCGCCGGUGGUUUCCGGCGCCGCUCGGCAGCCAGUGCCCGGCCAUGAGCGCGCCGCCGCCGCCGCCGCCGCCGCCGCGGCUGCUCGGCAUGAACUGGGAGCAGCCGUUCGCCUGCGGCCGGCCUGGCAGCUGGCUGGCCAUCGACCAGGCGUGUGUGGCGGUGGCCAACGGCGGCUGGGCGCCGCUGACGCUCUGGGCCCAGUCGGACCAGUGCCACGGCUGCGACUCGUGGCCGGUGAUGCGGGUGCCUGCGCUGGCGUUCGGCGUACAUAGCGUCAACACCACGUACGGCACGCGGCUGUCGCUGCGGAACGACAAUGGCACCUCCGUGUGCAGACUGGAGUACCAUUUCGGCGAGUUCGGCUGGUACCAGCUGUCGCCGCCCAAGCACAGCGGUUCUCAGCGCUGCUCACUGGCCGUCGUCACCGAGCCAGCCAAUAUAUACGCCCCGCUUUUACUCGCGGUGCUGACGCUGAUUGGUAUAACUCUACUUAUCAAGAGCAUUAACAAGAUGAGAGAACACUACGUGUUGGAGCGUGUGCUGCGGCUGGUGGGAGCGUCCUCGCUGCUGCGCAGGGACCUGGGUGACCCAGAGGAGUCGACCACCAUGGUGAGCGAGGAGCAGGCGCCUGGACCGGCCGGCGCCGAGCGGCGGCGCGCCCGGCUGCACGCGCUCGAUGUGUUCAGAGGCUGACCUCUUGACUGAGGAGCCGACGGCGGCGUGGCCGGAGAGUAACGGCCGGCUACCUGACUGUCAGGCCGACGGUCUGCCUCUAGCCGCGCUGACGGACCCAGUCAUGGCUUGGGGCUGUGGCGGUGACCGAUGGGUGUUGCGACCCUGGUUGACUGGGAGGAUGGAGGAGGAGUGCUGACGUGAAGCCGUCAGUGAACCAGUGAUGCUGUCUGAGGCUCCGUCCCCACCUGGCCGCCGGGCUGGUGGCCUGCCUCUGUCUUCCGAGCCAUGGUGGACUCUGGCGGAGAUAGGUGAUGCCUGCGACCUGGAGUACGGAUGAGCUGACGACCAUGGCGAAGGAGUCCUACCGUGAACACGAGGGAGAACGCGUGACUGAGCUGGGAUCAGAGGUGCGGCUGCGGAGGUGACUUCUGCGCUUGUGCUGCUCUGCGGACCACUGGAGCUGUGUGUACUUGGUUGUUGGGUGCUCAGCUGACCAUGGCAGCCUCCAUGAGUGUCGUGGCCGUACCACAGUGGAGUGGGUGAUGGCGGUGCGGCCACUGGUUGGGUGGUGUAGUGCCGGUCUGCUUGGCGGCUGACAUAUUUGGCCUGUUACUGAUGAACUAAUCGACCUGCUGAUAGGUAAAGAGGGGAUGCCGCUGACGAACUGAACGCUCUGCUGUGCGGUGAACUGGAUGCGACGGGGGCACUGGUGGAUGAAUAAUGGCCUUGACUCCGCGCUGAGUUGCUAAAAGGGGGAGGAGUGUUGCUGCCAUUGCGGCAUUGGGUAAUGCAUUGUCCGAUAUUGUCAUUGCUUCGACACUCUCGGCACCAGUAUUACUGCUGGCGCCACCUAUCACGUUAUGGACAGUGCCACUUACCUACCGUAUGUUACAAUGAUUGACGACUGGUUAUUUUCACCUCGUAUGGCUUACGAUCUGCGUGUAUGAUAAAACGGUGGGUCUUUAAACAAUGACACUACCGAUUCCUUCCAUAUCAUUAACGAAUAACAUGGACUCGCUACUAACACGACUAACUGUUCUAUAUCCUUUUACCCUAACCUAUCGGUAGUGUCACAUUGUUCGUUAUAAAUACGGGCGAAUUAUGUUUAUUUUGACCUAUUUGCGAGUUAGCUCAUUUAUUGUUAUCUGCACUAAAUGCAUCGAAAGGAAUGGAUUGAUAAUAAUAAACUACCGGUUGAACCCGGACAAGGGAA